AUGGCCGCAACAAUUUCAAGGCGUCAAUGCCUCAAUGGCCAGGUCUGGCAAUCACCUUUCAGAAUCUUCCUCCCCUCAUACACUGCAUCCUCAACGGGCUCAAGGACAUUUGCCACCACAACCGACGAUUUGACUCCUACGAAACCUCGGAUUCGACCAACGGCCUUUGCCGACAAGCUCAAUACUGGUCCUUCAUUCUCAGACUUUGUUUCCGGUUUAGAUGCACCGUUGAAGCCCACUGAAGCUUAUGCACUGAAGACUGCUCUCGUGGGACCCAGAGGAAAACAGAAGGAGAUUACUCGUCUACCGUCUUGGCUCAAGACGCCGAUUCCAGAUGGUUCGUCCUACAAGAAGAUUAAAAAUGACCUGCGAGGCCUGAACCUGCACACUGUUUGCGAGGAAGCACGCUGCCCCAACAUCUCCGACUGUUGGGGCGGCAGUAGCAAGGCUGCAGCCACAGCAACUAUUAUGUUGAUGGGGGACACCUGUACCAGAGGUUGUCGAUUCUGCAGUGUCAAGACAUCCAAGGCGCCUCCUCCUCUAGAUCCACAUGAGCCAGAGCAUACAGCUGAAGCAUUGUCGCGUUGGGGUCUGGGCUAUGUUGUUCUCACCAGUGUGGACCGGGAUGAUCUUGCGGAUGGUGGUGCCCAUCACUUCGCCGAAACCGUUCGCAAGAUCAAGUCGAAGGCUCCUACAAUUCUGGUGGAAUGUCUGACCGGUGACUAUGCCGGAGACCUUGAAAUGGUCAAGCUAGUCGCAACCUCGGGCUUGGAUGUUUACGCCCAUAAUGUCGAAACUGUUGAGGCCUUGACGCCUCAAGUUCGCGAUCGUCGAGCUACGUUCCGACAAUCACUAUCGGUUCUCAAGGCAGCAAAGGAGGCGAAGCCGGGCUUGAUCACCAAAACAUCGAUCAUGCUAGGAUUGGGCGAAACUGAAGAGCAGCUGUGGCAUGCAUUGCGAGAACUUCGAAAAGUCAACGUCGAUGUGGUCACGUUUGGCCAAUAUAUGCGGCCCACCAAGCGACACAUGCCCGUGCAUGAGUAUGUAACACCUGAUGUGUUUGAAACUUGGAGGGUUCGUGCUUUGGAACUAGGAUUCUUGUACGUGGCCAGUGGACCACUCGUUCGCAGCAGUUACAAAGCGGGCGAGGCAUUCAUCGAAAAUGUACUCAAGAAGAGACAAGCUGGAAGAGCAGAGACAGCUACGGCAGAUCUCGCUGGCGAUAUUAAGGUCGAUGCAUCGACGAUAUAA
This is a messenger RNA of Exophiala aquamarina CBS 119918, 1251 nucleotides long. RefSeq names its product lipoyl synthase, mitochondrial. The coding region runs from base 1 to 1251 and encodes 416 amino acids. The transcript has a single exon. Gene Ontology annotation, molecular function: 4 iron, 4 sulfur cluster binding; lipoate synthase activity. The record is from RefSeq and is a predicted model, not a curated record. Gene Ontology annotation, biological process: lipoate biosynthetic process. Gene Ontology annotation, cellular component: mitochondrion. NCBI's taxonomy places the organism in Eukaryota, Fungi, Ascomycota, Eurotiomycetes, Chaetothyriales, Herpotrichiellaceae.